Molecule: messenger RNA, 6292 nt
Organism: Culex quinquefasciatus (southern house mosquito)
Lineage: Eukaryota; Metazoa; Arthropoda; Insecta; Diptera; Culicidae
Exons: 13
Coding region: 445-5322 (1625 amino acids)
Biological process (GO): actin filament bundle assembly
Cellular component (GO): cytoplasm
Molecular function (GO): actin filament binding
Source: RefSeq, a predicted model, not a curated record
UCGUUCGCGCGCGUCAGUUAGUAGCUUGUUUACUUUCUAACCUGGCCGAUCCAAGUUGGCGCGGGGUGUGUGCGCGCGCGCGAAAACGUGCGUGUUGCAACGUGUUUCUUUUUUCGUCAGUUGGUGCCGUCAAAGGAUUCGCGCCUUCCGGUCGCGCGAUCGCGGAAAUUUUCGAGGGUUUGGGACUGUGUGUAAUUUACGAGGCUGUUUUUUUUGUUGGUGGGUUGUGUGACGGUGCGAUAUGAGUCGUUGGGUCGGGUAAUUGUGCGGUGAAAUUAGUGCUUUUUUUAGGGCAGGUGCUUUCCGGGGUAGGGAUCGGGCGGUUGUGUUUGUGUUGUGCUAAGGCCGAACCAUGACUGGGACCGGGGACUGUGAAACUUUCCACGAGUUCGCCCUGCUGUUGCCGGUCAAAAUGUUGAAGAUCUUGGACGCCCACCGAGGACAAUGAUGCACGACAGCUUCCAGUUUGUGAAGAAUCUGUUCCACAAUUGCUUCCAGCAGCAACCGCCGAACCAACGGUCCGCCAUCCCAUCCGACGAUUCCCUGCUGUCGUCGCUCCGGUUCAACGAGAUCCACAGUCUGUACGACUGCAGCCGCCGGUUGGCCAAAGAUCUCGAACGGAACUACGAUGCGAUCAGCGCCCGGAACGACGGCAUCCGGUUCCCCACCGUGAAAACCCUCGACAUCAUCCCCAAAUCCCGGGACGUCCUCAACGGAGACUGGAUUCUGCGCUACUCCGACUCGGAAACGAACGCUUACCCAUGGAGCGGCGAAUCCAGCCCCAACUUUGACCUCGUCCCGUGGCGCCGGUCCAAACCGAACGCCAACCUCCUGUCCAAACCCAACCCCAAACGAUGGACCAGCCCCAGCCCUAGCAAAGAGGACAAGAAGAUCCUCCAGCGGCUGCACAAGCUCGAAACCAAGCGCGUCAAGAAACACCUCAAAGAUAACCUCAAAUAUUCCAAACGCGUCAAGCGAAUCCGCAUCAUGCUCUCCAUAGAGAUGCGCCAAAAGAACUACGAGAUCCUCCCGCCGCGGAUCCGGCCGCGGCAAUUCGGCGCCACCGGCACCGCCAAAUCCCUCAUCCAGAACCACAUCACCAAACUGGCCGUGAUCGCCGUCCAGGAGCAGUCCCAGCAGCACUGGGGCUACUUCAGCCAGCGGCGCAAUGAAAACUUUAAGGAAACGAUCGCCGCACGGGAGGAGCAAGAGCUGCGGGAGAUGGUGGAGCAGCACGUUUUCUGCAAAAACAUGAACGCCGUGAAAACGCUUAACGCGGCCAAGCGCAUUACGCCGUUCGUGCCGCGGCAGUACGAGAGCGACCGGAUGAUAGUACAAAUGUGCAGACGGUGCCGGAGUAAGAGAGUUACAGUGGGGUGCUCCGGGUACAACGAGUCCAGAUACCUGUCGCAUCUGGACUCGUCCCAUGCCGCCGCCAUGCAGAUGAUGCCCCCGAUGGAGCGGCCCGCCGGUGGAGCCCUCGCGCUGCACUACGCGGCCGCCCGCGGCUGCCUGGACUGCGUGCGGCUGCUGGUGGAGGCGGCCCCCGACAUCAGCGCCAACACCCAGAUGGACAACGACGUCACGCCGGUCUACCUGGCGGCCCAGGAGGGCCACCUCGAGGUGCUCAAGUUUCUAGUCCUGGAGGCGGGCGGGUCGCUGUACGUGCGGGCCCGCGACGGCAUGGCACCGAUCCACGCGGCCUCCCAGAUGGGCUGUCUGGACUGCCUCAAGUGGAUGGUCGAAGAUCAAGGCGUCGACCCGAACCUGCGCGACGGCGACGGGGCCACGCCGCUGCAUUUUGCCGCGUCCCGGGGCCACCUGACCGCGGUCCGAUGGCUGCUCAGCCACGGCGCCAAGCUGUCCCUCGAUAAGUACGGCAAGAGUCCGAUCAAUGACGCCGCCGAGAACCAGCAGGUCGAGUGUUUAAACGCGCUGGUCCAGCACGGAACGCAACCGGCGGCGGACUACGGCAAAGGUCACCACCGGCAGGACCUGUACGGGUCGCACCAGCAGCUGGCCGCGGUCAUUCCACCGCCACAAUCCGUGACGCCCGUGCAGCAGCAGCAGAAGCGAAUCUCCAAGAAGCAUCACCAGAGCAGCCAUCACAGCAGCAGUCACUACAGCAAGAACAAGUCGGCGGCGUCGGUGGUGUCCGGGCAUCAUCACAGAAGCGGCAACAACAACAACAACAACAACACGAUGAUGUCCAAGUCGUCGUCGGGAAGUUCCGACUCGGAGCCGUUCUAUCUGCAUCCGCCGACGAUUCGGCAAACGAAGGACGGCCUGUACACGCGCCAAUCGCCGGACAGCUACUACGGCACGACCACCGUUCCCCCGAACGACGGCGUCUACAUCAACCCGAUGCGCAACGGUUCCUCCACGCCGCCCAGCCCCAGCGGCAGCGUGUCCGGCGAGUCCUUCUUCCUGCACGACCCCCAGGAGGUCAUCUACAACCGCGUCAAGGACCUGUUCGACUCGGACCUCAGCAGCAGCGUCAAGGACGAGCGGACGAGCAACUCGCGGGCGAUGACGGUGCAAGUUGAGGUCCACUCGAGCAGCAGUGGCGCCGCGAGCGGUUCCGACGAGGAUCUCUCGGUUUCGUCGUCCAACUCGGGUGGUGGCCACAAUGGGCACGGGCACCAUCAUCACAACGGAGGCGCAGGAGAUCGGGGCAGCGUGUUGGGAAUCGAACGGAACAAACCGCCCGAACUGAAGCGGAGCAAUUCGAAGGCGUCGUCGGCGGCAGCGGCGUCGGCUCAUGACCACGACUACGAGGACAUUUAUCUGGUGCGUGAGGAGGCGCGGUACGGGACGAAGACGCGGAACGGCGUGGGCCGGAGUCGGUCCCGAGACAGUGGGUCGCACAGCAGGAGCGCUAGUGCGAGCUCGAAUCGUAGCAACGAUAUUAUUAUGCAGUUGACGAAUCAGACUGUCAGCAACAAGGAGCAAAUGCUCAUCAACAAACGCAACAACCUGUACGAACAGCAACAGCAACAACAGCAGCAACAGCAACAAUCCAACGGCAAACAUCGGCCGUACGAUCUGCCGAAAAACUACAAAACGACAAACCUGGGCAAAGCCAACGGAAGCCAGCAGAAGUCGUCCGGCAGCCGGCAGACGUCAGCCGCCGACCUGCGGAACAACGACAACGCGUACGAGAGUGUCUGCUCGCCGGAGGACACCCACGAGCGGACCAAACUGGCGCAGCGUCACUCCCUGCCGAAUGGUGGCGCUGCGAUCGCAAAUGGAGGAGUUGGAGGGGUUGAGAGGAGCAACAGUGGUGCGAGCAGCAGUAAAAACGUGAAACGCAGCGGAUCGAUGAACGACGGACGAGCGGUAGGACCCCCACCGCCACCGUUGCCACCACCGCUGAAGGCACCUUCGUCGUCGUCGUCCCAGUACCAGCAACAGCAACUUCACUACCAGCAGCAACAGCAGAGUCACUACGGCAGUCAGACCUCAAAGCAGUCCGCGUCCGCGUCAAACUCAAACUCGAACUUUUACCUGCACAAGCACAUGAGCCCGGCACCACCGGGUUCUGCUUCCGGCGGGAUGGUCCUGAACGGGGGCGGACACCAGCAGAACGCCCAGCACGACUACUACAACCAGCUGCCCCAGCUGCAGCACCUGCAGGAAGCGCCCGACUCGGACUCGGGCCUGGAGGUCGUCGAGGAGGCGACACUGAAGCCGUCCGACCUGAUCCGGGGCAACCACAACCGCAGCAUGUCGAUCAUCUCGGCGAACAAGAAAGCCAAACUCAUCGCGGGCAGUAACGGAAACGGCGGUGGCAGCGCCCUCCUCAGCCCGACCGGCAGCAGCUCGAACGGGUACGGCGGCGCCGAUCAGUACCAGCCGUCGCAGCAGCUGUACCAGUCGCGCUCCAACUCCGCACUGUCGUCGUCGAGCCACGCUGGUCCGAAUCUGGUCAACAAGCAGCUCGUGCUGCCGUUCGUUCCGCCGGCCUUCCCGAACGGGUCCAACGCGGACGGGUCCAACCACCUCAUCAAGCCGUCCGAGUAUCUCAAGAGCAUCAGCGACAAAAAGUCCUCCUGCGCUGGCUCCCAGAGAUCUUCCGACACCGAAGACUAUAUGCCAUUGAACGCCACGAUCACGGUACAGUCGGGCCCGGAACCACCGAAACCGCCGCCCCCGCCGCCGGCGCCCCCCAUGCUGAACCUGUUUGCCACGACGGCGACCGGCACCAUCGGCAGCAGUAAAAACUCCAGCGCCAGCUCAGCCGCCGCCGGCAGCCAGACCGGAACGGCCAAAAGCAACAUUCCCCCGCCACCCCCGCCCCAGGACUCGACGAUCCGCAAGCAGCAGCAGCCGCUGUCGGCCAUCUCGAUCCAGGACCUCAACAGCGUGCAGCUCCGCCGCACGGACAAAAUGCUCUCCAAGACCUUCUCGGCGCCGACGCGCAGCAUGAGCAUGCAGUGUCUGUCCUCGACGAACGAGCAGUUCCUGUCCCAGAAGACGGACCUGAUCGCGGAGCUGAAAAUGUCCAAGGACAUUGCCGGCGUGAAAAAGAUGAAGGUCGAGCGGGCCAAACUCGAGGACAAACAGGCCACCGAGGUGUACUCCGAGGUCACGCGACAAUUCACGGCCUCCAACUACGUGGACCAGGUAGGUGGAGCACCAAAGCAAUCUUUGCAGGUGCCGGAGCGAGACAACGCCGGUAACAUAAUUCCGGACUGGAAGCGCCAGAUGCUGGCGAAGAAGGCCGCGGAAAAGGCCAAGAAGGAGUUUGAGGAUCGGUUGGCGCGGGAAGCCGAAGAUCGGCGCCUUUCGGCCAUCCCCAAGUGGAAGCGGGACCUGAUGGCGCGGAAGGAGGAGGCGGAGAGUAAGCUCAAAUCCUCAAUCUACACGCCCCGCGUCGAGGAGACGACGCGCCGCACCACGGACACGUGGCGCUCGCGCAUGAACCAGCGCGCCAUGUCGAUCGACAACAUCAGCUUCACGCCGUCCUCGUCGUCGGCCAGCAACCACCACAACGAUCCGACCUCGACCUCGUCGACGCUUGCGAUGGUGUCGGCCCGGUUCAACAAGGAGAACAACAACAAUAGCAACAACUCGAACUCGAACGGCGGGGGUUCUGCGAAUGGCCACCAUCAUCAUGCCAACGGGAAUGGCAAUGGGAGCAACAGCAGCAGCAACACCAACAUUAACGGGCUGAGCACGCGCAGUUCGAUGGAGAAUCUGUCGGUGGUGAACGGGAAGAAUGGAGCUGGAAACGGGGACGAUGAGGACGAAAGCGAGCAGAUUAUUCCGUGGAGGGCCCACCUGAGGAAAACCAACAGCCGGCUCAGCUUGAUUGGUUGAAGGGUGGGAGGUGCUCUUUGCCCUUAGUCGAUAGCUUGUUGUAUAAAGGUUUAUCAUUACAGUUAUAAUUAUACUAUAAAUAUACAAUAAAACGAGAUAAAAAGAUACAUAUUUUAAGCUUAUAAACAAAAAUAAAAACAAUCGUUAAAGAAAAAAGCGAAAAGUGAAAAUGAUGGCAAGAAAGAACCUUAAUUUUAUCCUGUUUUUGACGACACUUAUUUAAUUACGAGAGAAAGCGAGAGCGAAUGAGCCAACGACGACAGUGAGAAACAUUCAACAGUUACAAAUAAAGUGAAAAACAAGCUCACGUAAACAUUGAUGCAAGCGCGCACACGCCGCAACCUUCGCACAUUGUAAACAUAAAUCAAAGAUUUCGUUGCAAUAUUACGUCGUAAGAUUACCUGUAAAAUCGAAACUGUGCGAGAGAAAAAAAAAAGAAAGAAGGAAAAGACUAGCCGAAAAAUAUGAAUAUUAUAAAAUGCUGCUUAAAUAAAAAAAAGACAAUUGAUAGAAGAAAGGAAGCAACUAUAUUGUGAUUAUUGUUAUCAUUACUUUUCAACCUGCAAGCAAAAAAUAAAUCUACACACACAGAAGAAAAAGUUAGACCUAUUACUUCUCACUGCCAAUACAAAAAUAAAAACCCACUUUGAAAAAGCUUAAUAAAAACAAUCAUACAAACAAUCCAAUAUUACCUAGCAAAAGCGAAACAGAUCGUAUUAUUAAUAUCCCACUCAAAUUAAAUAAAAAAAAUAAACAAGGGUCAAAACUAGUAGUAAUUAUCAACAGCAAAACAGCAUACCGAUGAAGAACACGACAAACAAAAAAACUGUUGUGCACAUAAACAGCGGGAGAACAAUAGCGAUGACCCCCCACGAAAUGUCCCCCAUUUUUUACGAGCUGCGCAUAGGCACAAAUUUCAUGUUUCGUUGAAUAGUUAUAAUAAAGUAAAAAUGUUUAUUAGAAAAAAAAA